Carica papaya (papaya) is the source of this 1344-nucleotide messenger RNA. Lineage: Eukaryota; Viridiplantae; Streptophyta; Magnoliopsida; Brassicales; Caricaceae. The record is from RefSeq and is a predicted model, not a curated record.
AUGAAUCAACCACAACAGGUGGUUGGAACCAAUAUUUAUGGUUUAAACUAUGCUAAUAUGAAUCAACGGGAGAUGAUUGAACCGAAUGGUUAUGAAUUGAGCCAAUUCUGCGGGAAUCAACAAGAACAAGGAAUUAGAUCCAACAUUUAUGGACUGAACCAAGUACACAUGAAUCAGCAGCCACAAAUGAUUGGACCUACGGUUUACGAGUUUCACCAGGUCAAUCUAAACCAACAACAGCAAGUGAUUGGAUCCUUAAACCAGGUGAAUAUGAAUCAACAACAGAAUAUUAGACCCAGCAUUGAUGAACUGAAACAGAUCGACCAGACCAGGAUAAAUCAACAACAAAAAGAAGAAAUGAUUGCACCUAAUUAUUUGGAGAAUCUUAUAGGUUUGCAGCUAAAUAUUGGGGAGAUGCCAAAGAAUAUGAGCUUGAAUCUUGAUCAGACUGUCUUGGACAACACUACAAAUUUGACUAUGACGAGCAACCAAUUAUCUAAGCCAGAGAACAUGGUUAAUCUUAUGAUGGUGAAUAAUAAAUAUGAGUACAGUUCAAAUCGCAAUAAUAACAUGAGCUUCAACAACAGCCAACCUGGGAUUAGCUCUAGAGAUGCAUGUGGAUCGACGAAUAUGAGCUUCAAUAAUCAAUUGGGAAUGACUUUUAGUGAUUCUUAUGAUUCAAGAAAUAUUGGAAAUCAUUUGAUGGGUUUCAACAAUCAGUAUGGGGUGAAUUUUUUGGAUGACCCAUGUGGAUCAAACAUGAAAAACUUGGGUAUGAAUAAUAAGUCUAUUAUGAAUUUCAAUGAAAUGAGAAACUUGAGCAUUGGCUAUCAGUCAAUGGGAAGUCUCGUUGAUGAAUUUGGAUCAAGCAUUAACGUCGUAGAUAGUGGAUUAGACCAUCAAUUUGGGUUUGAAGACAUGGUGGGCAUGAGCUUAAUAAAUGAUUACAAGGCACUAAACCAAGAUUCUAAUAUAAACUUUUGUGGUAAAGAUGGGUUGAGCUCCAUUGGAAGUGGGAGCUUAAACAUGAGUGAAAAGCAGAACAAUAUAAUGGCAGCUAAUAAGAGUGUUGGUAGUGGAUCGAACAACAUGGCAGCAGAAAGAAGUUUUAAUGAUAAAAGCAAGUCAAAUACUAUGAAAAAUGUGACACUGAGCAAUGAAGAUGAGUUCAACAACGUCAGAAAUAAGCUUUUUAACAAUCAAAAUGGAUUAGACAUGGAAAAUACAAGUUAUAGCGGAGAAUAUGGAUUAGAGAGCAUGAGUUUUGAGGAUAAAGAGCAUGAGUUUAGACAUACAACAUCAAUUUGGAUUAGAAGAGUUCGAAAAUAUAAUAAUGGAAAAUGA